AUGUCUCUCGUUAUCGCCACUCGCGGUCCUCAGGCUCCCAAUCGCCUUAACAUCUGCGACUUCGUGAAGAACAUACAUCAAUUCUCUCUGUUUAUACAAGCGCUAACUCGGAUGAUGGAGAUGGACCCGGACGAUCCGAUGUCAUAUUACCAGCUCGCAGCUAUACAUGGUCGGCCCUAUAUUAGAUGGCCGGGUGAGGGUAAGGGUGCGGAGGAGGAGGAGGUGAAACAAGGCUACUGCUGUCACGGUUCUGUGAUUUUCCCCACUUGGCAUAGGCCUUACCUUUCCCUGUUUGAGCAAGAAAUCCAGAGACAGGCCCUCGAGAUAGCGAAUCUCUAUCACGGAGAUACAAAGAACCGCUGGAGAAUGGAAGCAAUACAACUCCGUUUACCUUACUGGGACUGGGCGUCCGAUGCAGUCCCACCUAAGGAGGUCAUUCUGGACAAGACGGUCGAGAUCAUAACGCCGGAGACGGAGAUCGCUGGGCAUAAAACUACUACCUCCAUGGUACCGAAUCCCUUUUUGAGCUUUACGUUCCCCAAGAGCAUCGAUCUCAGCAUAUUGGGGCCAAACUUUAUCAAAUGGCGCACGACUUUGCGUCAUCCCUUCCCUGUUGACUCUCCGCAGGCGAAGAGCGACGUUAAGGAUCUCGUUAGUACUCUACAGGCAGGCCGAAAGGAUCUUAAGGACAAGGUCUUCCAUAUGUUCCAAUUGGACGCUUGGCAUCAUUUUAGCCAUCAUCUCCACGACAAAGGCCACAACCAUAGCGCUAACAGUCUGGAGACCAUCCACGACACUAUUCAUAUCGUCGUCGGUGGUGUCGGUGGCCACAUGGCAGACACUGCUAUAGCUGGCUUUGAUCCACUAUUCUGGCUUCACCAUGUGAAUACCGAUCGCAUACUUCAGCUUUGGUCCUCUCUGCAUCCCGAGACCUGGGUCACAGAGGGGUUUUCCGAUAACGACGGAACUGUAGACAUUCCUCCUUGGACCGCCGUCAACGAUAAAACUCCACUCACUCCAUUUAUCAAAUCUUCCGAUGGUGUUACUCCGAACUAUUGGAUCUCUGCUGACACUCGUGAUACCGGUGCCUUCAACUAUUCGUAUCCGGAGUAUAACGACCUCGAUCUGGACAAUCCAGAUGAGGUGAAACACUAUAUUCGGGAGACCGUCGAUCGACUCUACGGCGAUCAACAGCAUGAACGCGACAGGUUCCACAAGCUCAGCUCAGAGGCUCACGGAAGCAGCGGCCAAGCUGACGCAGGAACUGUCUACAAGGACUGGACCGCCCACAUUACCGUCGAGAAGUAUGCCCUAGGAUCCUCGUUCUCGGUUCUCAUAUUUCUGGGUAACAACGAAAAUGACCCUGGGCAGUGGACCCGCCGAAGCACCACAUACGUAGGCGCGCACUCUGUGUUCGUCAGUUCCGACACGGCACAGUGCGUGAAUUGUACCAAUCAGCAGGAUGGGGCGGUGAUUUGCGAAGGGUUCGUGCACUUGACGAGCUCCAUCGUGACGUGGCUAGGGUCUCUCCACAGAGAUGAAGUGACGAAGUAUUUGAAGGAGAAUUUAGCGUGGAGAGUGGUAAAGGUAUGUUCCUCCCAUUUCGAAAAUAUGUGGCUGUCAUCGUAUCUCGAUAUCGGCACGAUUUCGAGGAAGCAUACGCUGAUAGUAAUUUAG
Stereum hirsutum FP-91666 SS1 is the source of this 1677-nucleotide messenger RNA. Its product is annotated as Di-copper centre-containing protein. The coding region runs from base 1 to 1677 and encodes 558 amino acids. Lineage: Eukaryota; Fungi; Basidiomycota; Agaricomycetes; Russulales; Stereaceae. The record is from RefSeq and is a predicted model, not a curated record. Gene Ontology annotation, molecular function: oxidoreductase activity. The transcript has 8 exons.